Molecule: messenger RNA, 1111 nt
Organism: Salvelinus fontinalis (brook trout)
Lineage: Eukaryota; Metazoa; Chordata; Actinopteri; Salmoniformes; Salmonidae
Exons: 5
Coding region: 1-771 (256 amino acids)
Biological process (GO): response to bacterium
Source: RefSeq, a predicted model, not a curated record
AUGAGGUACGCUAUCUUCGAGAGGUCCGAGGGGAAGGAGGAGGGCUACAGCUCGAUGAUGAGAGAACACUGCAUGAGAAACACCCGACAGAUUCCCGACUCUCCAGCGAAGUGUUCCGGGAGAGACUCAGAGUCCAACAGCAUGUCUUUGCUCCAGCAGCCUGUGCCUGAAUUAGGUCAGCCAGGAGGCUCUGUGACUCUGAACUGUACAAUACACACUGAGACCUGUGUAGGAGAACACAGUGUCUAUUGGUUCAGACAUGGCUCAGGAGAAUCUCGUCCAGGAAUCAUUUACACCCAUGGAAACUGGAGUGAUCAGUGUGAGAAGAGCCCUGAUGCUGGGUCUCCUACACAGAGCUGUGUCUACAACCUCCAUAAGAGGAACCUCAGCUUCUCUGAUGCUGGGACUUACUACUGUGCUGUGGCCUCAUGUGGGGAGAUACUGUUUGGGAACGGGACCAAGCUGGACAUUGAGGACCAUAGAGCAGAUCCUCUUCUCUUGGUGUCCUGCCUGGGUGUAGUAUUGGGUGUCACGUUCACCUUGAUCAUUGUCCUGGUUUGCAUCAUGUACAAGAUGAACAACACAACAUGUGUGCAGUGCAGAGGACUCGUCUCACAGACCAGAGGUCCUGCAGUUACCAGGUCAGACGCAGGGGACCAAGAUGGAGACAGUCUCCAUUACGUAGCUCUGAAUCUGAGCAACAAGAAGAACAGGUCUAGAAGACAGAGAGGUCACAUGGAGACAGUGGUGUAUGCUGGGAUCAGACAGUAGAACUGGAUGAAUGAGCCAAUGAUCCUUUUAUACUAGAUAACUCUAUAAUGACUAGUUCUAGCUUCAUUAACUAUCUAUGAAUGCAUAAGCAGUCAAAUGUGAUGAAAACAGUGGUCAUAGCUUUAUUGUUAUUCAAUGUUGAAAUAAUUGAAUGCAUUGCUUCUCUGACAAACCAAUUUUUACAUUUGAAUAAUAUUAAUAAUAAUUAGGGUGGUGCUUAUAAUUGUCUUGGUACUCAAGUGUGUAAUGGAAAUGUUAUUUUUAUGCUAAUCCCAACUCCCCCUGAGACACCCGCAGGGAGUGGGUUCACAGCCAGGGUCACCAUUGUACAGCACCCCUG